AUGGGAGAGAUUGGCGAGAGUCCUCGUAUCACUGAAGAGGAUCUCCUUUCCGGAGAGCUGACGGAAAUGACCGAGGAUGAUACGGUUUGUAGUGCUAAUUUUUUGAGUUAUAAAUUUCGUAUCCAAAUUAUUUCGAUAUAAAUUCAUACAUGUUGAAAACUGCUAAAAGUUCUCAGUCUCUCUUUAUUCGAACAACAAGAGUUCUCUUGCGCCUUCUAGCCUGGUUGCAUAUAUUUUUCUUUUUUUUUAAAUUUUUUCAGGUAUUCUUUAUUGAAACAGAAAGAGCUUUCGAAUGCCAAAAACAUUUGAAAAGACAUUGAUAUGUUAAAAAUUUUUUUGUACAUUUAGGAUCUCUCCGCAAUCGAGGAACAGAUGGCUGAAAUAGAAGAAGAGCAGAAAAAACUGAAAGCCAUUCAGAGCGAACUAGUGGUUUUUCUAAUCGUUUUGUUUCCUUAUUGGGGUAUAUUUUCAGGGACACAUGAGUUUAACUUCGACUACUCAGUCGAAUCCAACAGUUCUCACUGCAGAAGAAAAAGCUGAGGCCGAUGCCAAAUCGGUGUACGUCGGGAAUGUAAGUAGUUUUCUACUGCUCUAUUUUCAUCUUCUUUCGAAGAUAUUAAUUUUUAUUUACGAUAAUUCAUUUUGCAGGUGGACUACGGCGCUACUGCGGAAGAUAUCGAGCAGCAUUUCCACGGGUGCGGAUCGGUCUCUCGCGUGACAAUCCUCUGCGAUAAGUUUUCUGGACAUCCAAAAGGGUAAUUUUUAAUUUUUUGAGACGUUCGCUUGAUUGUAAUGUUAGUGAAGGAUCAAUUAUUAUCGAACCCUUUGAACUCAAUAUUAGUUUAUUGAGGAAGCCACCGAGGUGAAAUAUUCUUAAUCGAUGUAUCGAACAUUUAAUCAAGUUCAAAGUAUCCAUUUUCCAGCUUCGCCUAUGUCGAAUUCGCCGAUCGAGAAGGCAUGCAAAACGCUCUGGCUAUGACCGAUAGCCUUCUUCGUGGAAGACAAAUCAAAGUUGGUUUGAGACCUUAAUGUAGUUCUUUAUUGUAUAGGAACUCAAUUUCUGAGAUAAGACGAAAACACAUAUAUAAAUUGAAUGCAGAACACGGACACUUUAUAGUGCAGAAACUGAAAAAAAGUUAUAAAUUUUCAUAGAAUAUACGAAUCACCGAUCAACCAAAUUAUUCAAUAGAAAUUUGAAAGUUGGAAAAAGGCUUUUUUUCUUUCUUUUUUUUUAGAGUACCUUUUUAAUUUCACUCAGACAGGUUCUGAAUAGCUGUUAAGACACCAAUUAACAAUAAAUAUUUAACAAUGUAGGGCUUUCUGGAAUCUUUGAAAAAUAACAAUUAAUCAUUUACUUCUUUCGUUAAUUUUGAAGUUUAACUAGUCAUUUCUUCAUGAUUAUCUACUUUUUUCCGUUUAAAAAUUUUCCGAACCCUCUUCGUAACAAAACGGACUGAAAAGAGAUUUUUAGGUGAACCAGAAGCGGACAAACAAACCAGGCAUAUCGACUACAAAUCGACCGCCCUUCCGCGGUCGUGGCAGGGGAAUGCGUGGAGGCGUCAUCAUCAAGUACGUCUAUCCUGGAGGUUUCCGUCCCAGAGGCCGUGGUAUUCGUGGGUGAGUUUUCAUUCAGUUAACUACUGAAUGGCAAGUUUUUUUUUCAGUCGUCGCCCUGGCUUCGCUCCAUAUUGA
Molecule: messenger RNA, 1692 nt
Organism: Caenorhabditis auriculariae
Lineage: Eukaryota; Metazoa; Nematoda; Chromadorea; Rhabditida; Rhabditidae
Source: the annotation of a GenBank genome assembly